AUGCGUGCACCACUCGUGUUGGCGCUUGGUGCGCUGUGUGCAUCGGUCUGUGCAAUCAAGUUUGAGAUAGAGUCGAGCAAGCAUCCGACGCCAUUUUGUCUUUGGAACUAUGCACUUCAAGAUACCCUUGCGAUAGUGUCCAUCUCGGUCGUGCCGCGCGAUGUUCGCACAGCAGACGACCAAAGUAUCGAAGUGAUGGUCGUGGAUAAGGUGCACCACAAUGUGUACCUGCAUAAGAAAGGCCUGCAGGACGAAACGCGUUUGGCAAUCAAUACGCACCACGACGCGGAUCUCGGUGUAUGUAUAUCGAACCGCGGCAAGCGGAACCAUCUCAUUUCCGACAUCGACUUGGAUGUGCAACUCGGAGGCGAUGCUAUCGACUAUAACGCCAUUGCGAACCAGGAGUCGCUCUCUGGCAUGGAGACGGAGCUGCGCAAGCUGGCCAACACCGCCGACGAGAUUCUCGAGGAAAUGGAGUACCUCAAAGCGCGCGAGCUUCGUCUCAGUGCGACGAACGCUUCAACGCUGCGCCGCGUGCAUGGAUUUGCCUGGUUUUCCUUGUUUGCUGUGGUUGUACUGGGCGCAUGGCAGGCGUAUCAUUUACGUGGAUUUUUCAAGCGCAAGUACCUCAUCGACUAG
Molecule: messenger RNA, 639 nt
Organism: Malassezia vespertilionis
Lineage: Eukaryota; Fungi; Basidiomycota; Malasseziomycetes; Malasseziales; Malasseziaceae
Gene: ERV25
Product: vesicle coat component
Exons: 1
Coding region: 1-639 (212 amino acids)
Biological process (GO): Golgi organization; endoplasmic reticulum to Golgi vesicle-mediated transport; intracellular protein transport
Cellular component (GO): Golgi apparatus; COPII-coated ER to Golgi transport vesicle; endoplasmic reticulum
Source: RefSeq, a predicted model, not a curated record